Messenger RNA from Hevea brasiliensis (rubber tree), 1017 nucleotides. RefSeq names its product major latex allergen Hev b 5-like. The coding region runs from base 151 to 654 and encodes 167 amino acids. The record is from RefSeq and is a predicted model, not a curated record. The transcript is spliced from 2 exons. NCBI's taxonomy places the organism in Eukaryota, Viridiplantae, Streptophyta, Magnoliopsida, Malpighiales, Euphorbiaceae.
UCUGGCCCCUGCAACUCUCUAUAAAAGCCACUCUCACUCUCUGCACCAAAUACACUCAAAGCUAUAUAUCUCUAUCUCUACUCUCUACUUCCUGUUUGCUUCUCAGCAUUUACUUUUAGUUUCUAUUACAUUUUCUUUUGCUUAAUUACUAUGGCUACUGUUGAGGUAGUAUCAGCACAGACUGCACUUGCAGAGGAAAAAGCAGAAGAAGUCAAGGUUCCAGAGGCAGCACCAGCAGCAGAGCAGCAAGUUGCUGAUGAAAAACCAAAAGAAGAGCCAAAGGAAGCAGAGAAAGUUGAGGUAUCUGAAGAACCUGUAGCACCACAGGCUGAAGCUCCUGCGGAAGCAGUGGUUGAAACUAAAGAGGUUUUAGAAGUUGAAGAGGCCAAGGAUGUGAAAGAAGAGCCAGCAGUAGAGAAAACAGCAGAAGAGGAGAGUCCCAAGGAAGAGGCACCUAAAGAGGAACCAGCACCAGAGACCGUUGUUGAGGAGGCUCCCAAGGAAGAGACUCCCAAAGAGGAACCCGCACCCGAGCCUGCAACUAAGGGAGAAGCACCGGCACCAGAAAUUCCAGCUGAAGCUCCAAAGGAGGAAGAAGGUGGUGAUGAAAAGAAGUCGGAAGCAGCAGAAGUUGCAGUUGAGAAGACUGAGUAAAGAGUCCAAGGGUGUGGUUUUCUUGAAAGUUUGUGUAUUGGGUAAGCUAGGGGUUUGGUUCUUGCAUGCCAUUCUGUAAUGUUCCUAUCAUAGCUAGCUUGUGGUUGAAUAAGAGUAUAAUUACUUGUUAGGGUAAUGGGUCUGGGUAUGGGAAUGUCCCACUUGGGUUGAACCCAAUGAGAAGUCACCACAUGGCAGACAUGCAUUUGCUACAGCGGGAAAUGUUUUGGAUACUCGAUUGUAACAUGUGGCAGCUAGCAUGUGUGCCUGUUUGGUUCCCGGCAGUAUGAGUUUUAGAUAUACUAUGGUCGUUGAUGCUUGUAAUAAAAAAAUUGUAAUGUAUGAUGCUACUUUGUUUAAUAA